This is a messenger RNA of Agrilus planipennis (emerald ash borer), 2562 nucleotides long. RefSeq names its product cytohesin-1. The transcript has 6 exons. The record is from RefSeq and is a predicted model, not a curated record. NCBI's taxonomy places the organism in Eukaryota, Metazoa, Arthropoda, Insecta, Coleoptera, Buprestidae. Gene Ontology annotation, biological process: regulation of ARF protein signal transduction. Bases 96 to 1523 code for a protein of 475 amino acids. Gene Ontology annotation, molecular function: guanyl-nucleotide exchange factor activity.
UUACAUUUCUAAAAUGGCCACGUAAUGUCAGAUGGUUCGUUUCAAAAAAGUCGUUUAUAAAUUUAUUUAUUUUCAUAUGGUGUAUAAUUUUGAACAUGUUGAAGGAGAAACCUAUGGUGCGAAUGAGCUCAAGUGGUCACACUGUGGAGUCCUUUGAUAUAUCAGAGUUGACUCCUGAGCAACAAAAAAUUUUAAUUGAUAUAAGGAGGAGAAAAACCGAUUUGCUACUUGAAAUUCAGAAGAUGAUGUAUAAUACUGUCGGGAGGACUAGAAAAAGUUCCAUUAGCACUUCCUCUGCGUCUGUGACGGUCUCGGGUUGGUUCAAUUCUCUCAGAAAAAAUGGGAAAAAAGGGAAAGUUUCACAAAAGAAUUUCUCGGCCUCUAGGAGCGAUUGGGACAUCUCGACAAUUACCACAGCGCCACCUCGAUGGCAACUCAAGGAUGAAUUGUGCGAUGUGGUUUCCGAAAUGGAAUCGCUGGAUUCUGGAGAGGAAGGCAAAAAUAGCAAUAAAGCUAAAAUGAUGUCUAUUGGUCGGAAAAAAUUUAACAUGGAUCCUAAAAAAGGUAUCGAGUAUUUGAUUGAGAAGGAUCUCAUCCAGAACACACCCGAGAGCGUCGCCCAAUUUCUUCAUAAAGGAGAGGGACUUAACAAGACUGCUAUUGGGGAUUAUCUGGGAGAAAAGAACGAGUUCAACGAAAAAGUUUUGCAGGCAUUUGUUGGAUUGCACGAUUUUACUGAUCUUAUUCUAGUACAAGCCUUAAGACAAUUCUUGUGGAGUUUCCGUUUGCCAGGAGAAGCACAAAAGAUCGAUAGGAUGAUGGAAUGCUUUGCAAAAAGAUACUGUGAAUGUCAGGGAGAAAAUAAUAUAUUUCAAAAUUCGGACACGUGUUAUGUUCUUUCAUUUGCCAUCAUCAUGCUGAACACGAGUCUCCACAAUCCAAGCGUUAAAGAAAAACCAACGAUCGAUCAGUUUAUUAAUAUGAAUCGAGGCAUCAAUAUGGGACAGGAUUUACCAAGAGAAUUACUGGUGGGUCUUUAUGAAAGUAUCAAAGCUGAGCCUUUUAAGAUUCCAGAAGAUGAUGGUAACGAUUUAAUGCAUACGUUUUUUAAUCCGGACAAAGAAGGUUGGCUGUGGAAACAAGGCGGUCGUUAUAAAAGUUGGAAACGGCGCUGGUUCAUUCUAAACGAUAACUGCCUGUAUUAUUUUGAAUACACGACAGAUAAGGAGCCCCGAGGUAUCAUCCCAUUGGAGAACAUCUCCGUCCGAGAAUGUACCGAUCGUCAAAAACAACAUUGCUUUGAACUUUAUGCAAGUGGAGGUGCGGAUUUCAUAAAGGCCUGUAAAACAGAUUCGGAAGGUAAAGUUGUCGAGGGUAAGCAUACGGUUUAUAGAAUGUCGGCAAGUAGCGAAGAGGAAAAGAUCGAUUGGAUGAACAGAUUAAGUCAAAGUAUAAGUCAUAAUCCUUUUUACGAUAUGCUGGCCAGUAGAAAGCGGAAAGCCCAAUAUACAGCCAAAAAUUAACCAAUACAAUACCAUACAACAAUUGAGAUUUUUGUGUGCUCAUGUCACCCUUAUAAUUUUCACUAUCAUUUUUUUUUUUCAAUUUAUGGUAUAUGAAGCCGCUGAAAUUAAUUAUUAACUAAAAGUAAAUUUCAUAAUGAAAUUUGUUAAACUCGUCGUUUUUAAUGCAGUACUGUGCUCGUUGGUCUGUAGUAAUACCUAAAUUUACAUAUGUAAUUAAUAACGAACGGUAUGUGAUGAUAGUAAUUUUUUAAAUAAAGUCCUACAUAUUUCUACUUAUUUUCUAGAGAAGAUGUGAACGAUAAAUAUGCUCAAAAAACAAAAUUCUUUCUCUUUUCCUAAUCGCCUUUCAUGUUCUUUAUAAGUACUUUGAAAAUUAGCCCAAGCAGGUUGUUUGUUGUAUUUUACACGAAUUUCUUAAUUAGGGGAGACGUGUCGACAUUUCGAUCGUUUGAUAUUUCUAUGAAUUAAUGCGAUUAAUAAUCGUCACAUAUCGAAGAACCUAACGAGAGACUGGGCUUGCAAUUAUUGUUAAGCUCCUUACAUAUCGAUUAAUUAACAAGUUUUAUUAUUUGUUGUUUGCAAUUAAAAAAGAAAUUUGUUCAUGGAAAAUUACAUAUGUCGAGGUUUCUCAAAUGUUUUAUUUUAACUUUGCUUUGUACAUUUGCAUAUUUAGAAUAUUUGUUAUAUUUUCUUCGAACUUGUAUGUACAGCGUAUGUGUGCGUGCGUGCGUUGUUGUUGUUGUUAUUAUGAUUUAUAAAUUACUAUUUUAUAAUAUUUUAAAUACUAGUCGAACCCUGAAAAUUAUUAUAUGUAUAAAUAUUUACAAAUACUAACGUAGGAAUUUAUAUUAUUCAUUGAUACCUGAAGGAAUCGUAAUACACCUUUCUUAUUAUCAAUUAAGAGAAACUUUUUGUACAUGAAUUGAAUGUAUAUAAUAAGUUAAGUAUGUACCUAUAUGUGAUGUACAUAUUAUAAUAUUAUGUGAAUCUUUUAAGAAGCAAUAAACAAUUGUUUCCUAAACUAUGUAAAAAUGCA